AUGAGUGUCAAGUUCGCACAAUUCGAGGAGGAUACACUCCGCUACUGGAGAGCAAUCGACGCGUUCAAGACGCAGCUGAAGCUCACUGAAGAUGGCGCGCGAUUCUCGUUUUACGACGGACCGCCCUUUGCAACAGGGCUCCCACAUUUUGGGCAUCUCCUCACGUCCACCAUCAAGGACAUUAUACCCCGCUACUGGUCCAUGAAAGGCCGCCAUGUGGUUCGGCGGUUCGGCUGGGAUACGCACGGCGUGCCCAUCGAGUAUCAGAUCGACAAGAAGCACGGCAUCUCGGGACCCGACGCGGUUCGCGAGAUGGGCAUAAGCAAAUACAAUGAGGAAUGCAGGGCCAUCGUGAUGACCUAUGCCGACGAGUGGAAGGAGGUGAUAGAGCGUGUCGGCCGAUGGGUCGACAUGGAGAAUGACUACAAGGCCAUGGACGCAAACUUUAUGGAGUCGGUAUGGUGGGUGUUCAAGAGGCUCUUUGAUGACGGCCAAGUAUAUCGAGCGUAUCAGAUCAUGCCGUAUUCAACGGCGCUAUGCACCCCUCUCAGCCACAUGGAGUCGAAGCAGAACGAGAAGCUCACCCAAGAUCCCGCUGUACUAGUCUCAUUCCCCCUGGUCGGCGUCGAUGGCCGCGAGGACACCUCGUUGGUCAUCUACACCACCACGCCGUGGACACUCCCGUCGAACCUCUUCAUCGCCGCACACCCCGAGUUCGAGUACCUCGAGAUACUCGACGAAGCCACCGGGUCCAAGUAUCUGCUUGCCGAGAGCGGUUUGUCCAUGUUGUACAAAGACAAGUCCAAAGCAAAGUACAAGAUUCUGGACAGGGUGAAAGGCAAGCAGAUGGCAGGAUGGAAGUACAAGCCUCUGUUCAACUAUUUCGUGGAAAAGUUUGGCGACUGCUUCCAGGUCAUCCUGGCAGAAUACGUCGAGGAGGGAGAGGGAACUGGGCUGGUACACCAGGCACCAGCUUUUGGCCAAGAGGACUACGAUGCUGCCGUCGCCGCAGGAUUCAUCGGCCCCCAUCGUCUCCCACCGUGUCCAGUAGACGAGAAGGGAUGUCUGACGGCGGAGGUGCCAGAUUACGCAGGCCAGCACGUCAAGGUUGCCGACAAGGCCAUUCUACGCGAUCUGCGGCCAAGCGGCCGUCUUCUCGUCGAAACCCAGAUUACACACUCGGACAAGUUUUGCUGGCGGUCCGACACCCAGCUCAUCCGAAGGGCCGUGUCAUCGUGGUUCGUCAAGGUGACGAAUUCCGUCGAGCUCAUGACCGCAAACCUCGAGACCACAUCAUGGACACCGGCCUUUGUCAAGGACGGGCGUUUCAGAAACUGGGUGGAGAACGCGCAUGACUGGAACGUCUCGCGGAAUCGGUACUGGGGAACGCCGCUGCCGCUAUGGGUGAGCGAUGAUUACGAGGAGGUGGUUUGCGUGGGCAGCGUCGAUGAGCUGAAGAGACUGAGUGGAUAUACUGGUGAAAUAACGGACCUUCACCGCGACAAGAUUGACCACAUCACCAUACCUUCGAGUCGAGGAAAAGGGCAGCUGCAUCGCGUUGAUGAGAUCUUCGACUGCUGGUUUGAAUCGGGCUCCAUGCCAUACGCGUCCAUUCACUAUCCUUUUGAGAACGCAAAAGCCUUUGAAGAGGGCCACUUCCCCGCCGACUUCAUCGCCGAGGGGCUUGACCAGACGCGCGGCUGGUUCUACACUCUCACCGUGCUAGGCAACAAGCUGUUUGGCAAAUCCCCAUUCCGAAACGUUCUCGUCAACGGCAUGGUGCUCGCUGAAGACGGAAAGAAGAUGUCAAAAAGCCUAAACAACUUUCCUGAUCCGCUUUACAUUGUCAAAACGUACGGUGCCGAUGCUCUUCGCCUUUAUCUCAUAAGUUCGCCAGUGGUUAAAGCAGAGCCACUGCGCUUCAAGGAGGCGGGUGUGAGAGAGAUUGUUUCCAAGGUCUUGCUGCCGUUGUGGAACAGCUACAAGUUCUUCGCAGAGCAGGCGGCCAUGUUUAAGAGGAAUACUGGUGGUGAUUUCAGGGCGGACGCGGCGCUGUACGCAGGGACGGACGGCCACGGCUAUCCUACCAAUGCGAUGGACAGAUGGAUCUUAGCAGACUGCCAGACACUGCUCAAGUUUAUUGAACAAGAGAUGGAAGGCUACCGACUCCACACCGUGGUGCCCGAGUUGUUGAAGCGCAUCGACAACUUGACCAACUGGUACAUUCGCUUCAACCGACGCCGUCUCAAGGGAGCUGCGGGACUGGGCCAUGAAGACACACAAGCCGCGUUGAACGCGCUGCUCCGAGUUCUCUUCACAAUGGUUCGAGCCCUGGCUCCCUUUGUCCCAUUCGUCACGGAACAUAUCUAUGGCCUCCUCAAGCCAUACCUCAGUCCUGUCCUUGGGUCAUAUAGAGACUCGCGAAGCGUUCAUUUCCUUCCUUUCCCAACAGCCCAGGAGUCACUAUUUGAUGCCGACAUUGAGCGGAGGAUGGCGGCCAUGCAGCAAGUCAUUCAGCUCGGGCGAAUGGCGCGUGAGAGAAAGAACGUGUCGCUGAAAACCCCGUUGCUGCGUCUCGUCGUGGUCAGCGACGCUCAAACAGUGUCCGACGUGGAGUCUCUGAAGAGCUAUGUCCAAGAAGAGCUCAACGUCAGGGACAUGGUGCUGUCGACGGACGAGGAAAGGUACGGCAUCGCGCUAGAGGCAAAGGCUGACUGGAAGGCCUUGGGGCAGAAAAUGAAGGGCGACCAGCUCCAAGAAGCCGAGAAGCUGCAGCUGAAGAAGAAUGUGCAAGCCCUUCGAAAGCUGCUUCCAUCUCUCACGCAGGAGCAGCUCAGGGCGUAUCAGCAAGACGGCAAGCUGACUCUCGGCGACAUUGAGCUCGGUGCGGGAGACUUGACCGUUGCGCGAGUAUGGACGAAGCCCGUGGAGACAGACGACGACAGUGGCCCGCUAUGGGAGCCAGCGUUUGCGGCAGAUGUUGUUGUCUUGCUGGACGUUGCCCUGCAUCCCGAGCUGGCCGACGAGGGGCUCGCGCGGGAGGUUGUUAACAGGGUACAGCGGCUGCGCAAACGGGCAGGCCUGGUCCCGACGGACGAGGUCAGGAUGCAGUACGCCAUAACGUCGAACCCAGACGGAGUGGAUUUCAGAGCUAUUCUUGCAAAGCGGCAAGACCUGUUUGAGACGACACUCCGAGGGACACUGGAGGAGGCGGAGAGCGUGGGCGAGGGUCGCGUCCUCGUUCAUGAGGAUCAUGAGAUUGCGGCAUUGACGUUGACGCUGCGGCUGUUGGAAAAUUAG
This is a messenger RNA of Purpureocillium lilacinum, 3300 nucleotides long. NCBI's taxonomy places the organism in Eukaryota, Fungi, Ascomycota, Sordariomycetes, Hypocreales, Ophiocordycipitaceae. The record is from RefSeq and is a predicted model, not a curated record.